Molecule: messenger RNA, 1512 nt
Organism: Diatraea saccharalis (sugarcane borer)
Lineage: Eukaryota; Metazoa; Arthropoda; Insecta; Lepidoptera; Crambidae
Source: the annotation of a GenBank genome assembly
AUUGAAACACUUUUUUGCUACCAUCGGUAGGAAAUGCUACGGAUGGUAGCAUAAACGGAUAGUUUUUUGGUUAUUUAAACCGGGAGUUAGUGUUUUCUUUCAUUAUCCACUGUAAUAUUUAAUUAUCGAAUGUACCCUUAUUAUUAUUUGUUUGUAGCGCCGAACAACUAUCCUUACAAAAGGGCCAGUUGUUAGUAGUUCGUAAGAAAGCCGACAGCGGAUGGUGGGAGGGGGAGUUGCAGGCUAAGGGCAGGAACAGACAGGUCGGCUGGUUCCCCGCCAGCUAUGUCAAGGUGUUGCAGUCUACAGGACGUACAUCCGGCAGAACCACGCCGGUUCUGUCCAAGAUGGACACUCUUCCGGCGGAAACUGUCAUCGACAAGGUGAUAGCUUUGUAUCCUUACGCCGCUCAAAACGCCGACGAGUUGAGCUUCGAGAAGGAUGACAUCAUAGCGGUCACAGAUCGUAGCCAAGACCCCGCCUGGUGGCAAGGUGAACUGCGCGGCAUGACCGGUUUAUUCCCAAGCAACUACGUCACAAAACUAGUCAACUAAACGGUUAACAGUUAUAAGCAUAACGUUAUUUUGACAAAACUGUUUAUUUAAUAAACACGAAUUACCUUACUAUGUAUUUAAUAAUAGUGCAUAAUCUAAUCAGCAAAAUCUCAGAUCAAAGAAAUGUCUUGCUUAAUUUUAUUAUUUAUUACUUUUGUCUUAACUUCAAGUAAAUAGAAUCUAUAUCCAGUGAUUGGAUAUACAUUUUUGGUAUAAAUUUUGCAUUAAAAAUAAUAAUAGAAAGAAUAUAGUGGAUAAGACAUCCUAUUGUAUAUUGUCUUAUGUUGGUGAUUAUAUGAAUGCUACUCAAUAAAAAUCGAAAGGAAGUUUUCGUAACUAUUAAAAUUAAUUUACCUUUCUUCUAAUUUAAUCAAUUGCUCCUAAAUUAAAUUUUUAUAAGUUCCGAAAAAUAUCAUAAUAAAUUCCGAACGAAUGUCCGUAAUAAUAUAUUCAGAUCAAUAAAAUAUACCUAUUUCGAUCAUUGUUUAUAACUCUUUGAACAAGUAAACAAUAUUUAAUAAACAUGCUAAAUGUUUAAAUUUAAAAUAGAAUUAUAUAAAAAAUAAACUAUUAAUAAAAAAAAAGGGGAUGGAAUAAUUUUUUAUUUUUAUUUUUUCGAACCCACGACCUUCGCAAUCCGAGAGACUGCUCUAACCACUCCGCUACCCGGGACCUAACAGGAUUGACAAUUUUUUUAAGCACUUGUUACUUCUUGAAAGAAAUAUUUUAGAUUUUUUCAAAUAUUAAAAUAAGUUUGAUACUUUUUAAAUUUAAUCAGAAUUAAAAAGUUUUGUUGUAUUUUAAUCAUUCCAAAAAUUGUUAAAACAUGCUUUUAUAGUACAAAUAGUGUUGCCAGCUUAAUUUCUUGUCUAAUUAAGUGUUGCCAUUGUUAUAAUUAUAGAAUCGUUUUAUUCGUCUAGAUGGCGGAAUGUAAUCAUGUACCUAAUAGUUUUAGAAU